UUAACUACCAAACCUUCAAAGUGUCAUGACACAUCAAGACACAAAAAUAUCUUUCCAGAAUGCCUGGCCACUUGACUAGGAUUCGAACUCGUGACUCCCUAUUCCAGGACUUGCCGUUUCUAUCAACUUGAUCAACCCACCACUUGCACCUAAAGUAAUUCACCAACGGGAUUCGAACCCUUGACUGUGUGGUCCGGGAGUAACAGCAUUGCUAACAGAUACUAAAUACCACAAAUCUUACCAUGGGGAACGAAGUAGCAAAACCGACGGAAGAAGAGACAGAUCUACAGACCGAGGAGCUCCUUACGUGUGGGAUCUGUCUUGAAGACUUCAAGACGCCGAAGUUGUUACCUUGCGGGCACACCUUCUGCCAGGCGUGUCUGGAGCGGUACGUGCGGGGGGCACCGGACAUGACAUGCCCCGUCUGUCGGCGGCAGGUGGCCAUCCCGCCCGAGGGAGUCGGCGCCCUGCCCGGUAACUUCUGGGUCGGGAACGUACGGGAGUUGUUGAAGGGACAGAGGCGGGAGCGUAAGGCGAAUGUACGGGAGACCAGGCGGUUGUGUGCGGCACACAGUGAUGCCGAGUUCCGAUGCUUCUGUAAGGACUGUAGCCAGUCCGUGUGCGCUGAGUGCAUCGUGGAGUCCCAUCGAGACCACGACGUGUCGUCCCUGCGCGAGGUGACGGAGGAAAAGUGCGAGGAGGCCGGCGAGCUACAGAGACGCGCCCGGCGGAGGGUCGAGCAGGUCGUCGGGAAACUGCAGAGCUUCGACGAGUCCCGGAUCGACUGCGAGAAGAAGGAAGAGACUUUGGAGAAAAAGAUCGUAGCCGCUAAAGAGGAGGUCAUCAAAAGAGCAGAACAAAGUGCGGCUUCCCUUAUCAGCCAAGCCAGAACUAUUUACAAAAAGAGAGUCGGACAAUUGGACGAAGGGGCUCAGACUUUGGAAUCUUACCUCGCCGCCAUGUUGAAAGGACUGGAUGACCUUGGCGGCGCGGUCAAGGACGGGGACGUUCCAGAGCUGGAUGUAAAGAUGCAGGCGUUGUCAGAAGUGCUGGAACGUGGGGUAGACACGACUACACAGGUGCCGGUAUGUCCGCAAGUCGAGUUCGUCGCCCAAAAGUUAGCGGUGCAUCUUGGGACGGUGCAGGUCAAAGAUCAAGAAGAUGGCGCUAAAGGUGAAGCGAUCGGUGAGGUCGACCGUCGUCUGAAGGUGAAGCCGGCGUUACCUCCUAAGAAAAUUGCUCCAAGAAAAUAUGGAAGCAAGGGUCAGUUCGAAUGUCCCAUUCGGGCCACCGUAGCAAACGACAAGGUGUACAUCCUGGACAAGGCGCUAGGGGGCAGGGUCCAGGCGUUCGGUCUCCAAGAUGGCGACGUUGUGUCGAGUUUUGUGCUCGGCUUUAGUAGCGGGCUCAGCCUUCGGAGUGGAGGCUUAUUGGUGGAACCGAGUGGUGACGUGUACGUGCCGUGUAGCGUGUCGGGUGCAAAACGCGCCAACGUCUUGUGGUCGCACUCUAAGAAACCAACAAAAGUCGUCCUUAACAUAGGCUCGGAAGACGACCCCAUAUCCGACGCAGCUUUCUCGCCUGAAGGAAGAAUUGUCUUAGCCCUUAAGGGAAAGAUCUGUACAAUCGACAAGACCGGAUUAGAACUCUCAGAAUUCUCCAUCCAUUCUCCAAGCGUUACCAACAUCUGCGUUUACAAAAGCGCCAUCUUGUUGUCUCUGUUCGCCGAGAAGAAAGUCCAAGUGUACAAACCGUCGGGAGAACUCAGACACGAGUUUGGUUCGGACGCGCACUUCAGCGCCCCCUGUGGACUUGCCGUGGACCUGCAGGGCAAGGUGCUGGUGACUGACGGACCGAAUGGACGGGUGAGCGUCUUUGACGGGCGUAAGGACGGGGCCUUUCUCCGGCACAUCGCUGGGAGAGAGGACGGGCUGGGGUACCCGCGGGACGUGGCGUGUACACAGGACGGCCGCGCUGUGGUGGUGGACUCACAACACAACUGUGUUUUCAUUCUCAAUUACUAGAGACUAUAAAAUGCAUAUAGAAGCUAUCAUGAAAGUUCAUCUG
Molecule: messenger RNA, 2067 nt
Organism: Branchiostoma belcheri (Belcher's lancelet)
Lineage: Eukaryota; Metazoa; Chordata; Leptocardii; Amphioxiformes; Branchiostomatidae
Product: tripartite motif-containing protein 3-like
Exons: 3
Coding region: 243-2024 (593 amino acids)
Biological process (GO): positive regulation of DNA-templated transcription
Cellular component (GO): chromatin; nucleoplasm
Molecular function (GO): zinc ion binding; protein binding; ubiquitin-protein transferase activity
Source: RefSeq, a predicted model, not a curated record